AUGAAGCGGGCUGCUCGACGAUUGGUGCCUCUGGCCUCGUGGACCGAGUCAUCGCAUGCUGCAGCGGCUGCGACGACUGCCGCCCUCGCUCGACGCCACCUCUCGGUCGCAGCCGGUGCGAACCUGCUCAACACGGCGCCGUCCUCGUCCUCGUCCUCGUCUACGUCACACCAUCAGCAGUUCACCUCGUCAAGCACCUGGACCGAUAGUUGGAGCCGCAACAUGUUCUCACUUGCCUCCCACUCGACCCUCAACUCUAACGCCAGUUCGUCGCAGGCGCAGCAGCCGGUCAACGCACAAGCCCGACCCGAACCAACCGCGGCGCCGACAACGACCACCGCCCGCGACCUGCUGCACGAGAUCCAGCUCGACACGCCCAACCCGGACAGGGUCUGGCCACUGUUCCGCCAGCUCGAGGCGGAGGGGCAGACAUAUCUCCUCCCGCUGCAGGAGCUGCACCGACUGCUGUGGGCGAUCGAAGUGCCGCGACGAGCCAAAUCCGCGCCUCCGCUCUCGGUGCACGAAGCGACCCAACUCGCCAACGCCUACUCGAGCCAGGUGCAGCUCAUCAGGAUGAGGAUCGCCCAGCGUGACCCCGAGGCCAAGAUGCUCAAGGGCGACUUUGUCUCCAUGGCGACCGCGUACCAGAUGCUCAACUAUGCCCCGGGGGCGAUGCGUGUCUGGGACGAGUCGAUCGAGUCCGGACUCAGGUUCAGGCCAUUGCACUACAAACGCAUCUUCGAGACCAUGCUCGGCUGGAUCGAUAUGCACGAGGUCGACGGAGGUAAGAGACUCGCCCGUACCGCAGCGCAACCGCUCGUGCCCAAGGCGAUGGAGAUGCUCGCAGAGCUGGUCGAUAAUCCGAAGUGGACCGACGCCUGCCUCGCACCCUUUUUGCGCAUUUGCAUCCGAGGCGGCAACUCGCACGUCUUUUUCUCGACCAUCAAAGCCGUCUAUGGCUUUGACAUCGACAUGCCCGGCGCGCCGAUCGAGUUUGCACCGGGGCGAAGACCGAUCGGGCAGGAGCAAGUUGCGCUCAUCCUCGAGAUGCUGUUGGAGAGCAGAGACCUCUCUUCCAUGAUGGCCGUCUUUGAAUCCUUCGACGAUCCUUUACCGGUGCCAUCGCUGCCGGACCAGGGUAUGGAGGACGGCUCCUUUGUCGGGUUCUUCGCCAACUCGUUCUCGUUCGGGAGAAAACCGACACCGGCGGUCAGCGUUCCACCCGAACACACAGCAGAUGCGAAACCACCCGUCGUUCCCGUGCCGCAUCCCAUUGGGCCGCAUGCUUUUGCCUUCGUAAUCGAGCUCGCAGGACAAGUCGGCAAUGGUGCCAUCAUGCGACACUACUUUUAUCAGCUGUACAAGCGGUGGUCCCUGAUCGUCGACGCCCAGCUCAAAGAAUUGGAGCAGGUCAUCACGCCGGAGCAGAGUGAGUGCUCGAAAUGAAUACGAGUUGCGCAGGCAUAUCCUGACAAAGUUAUCUUUGGAACAGCCCUGUCCGAAUCAAAUUCUACAGCAACUCCAUCGUCCUCGUCGCAACUCUCAAUCAAGUUGCCGUUGACGGCCGAUUCGAGACGCUACACCAUCCCCUGGGCGAUCCUGCAGUCCAUGGUGCGCCACGCGCGCCAAAGCUACGAUCACGUCACCCUACGCUUCCUACGCAAACGAUCGAUUCGAGUACUACAACUCAUGGACGCGCAAUCGACGCGCUUGACGACCUUGCUCCAAUCGACCAAAUUGCGCGAAGACGUCGAUGCGGCGCUUUACCAACGCGUCGCGCAUCAAAUCGAUCGACUCGAUGCAGAGAGGAAGCGCAUGCUCGCCAUGCUCGAACUCGUCAAACUCGACUCCAACACUUACACGACCUAUUGGGACGUACGGAGAAAGGAGACCCGGUUGUCGAAGCGGAUGAGGCAGUUACAUGAUCAUACGCACAAUUCGGGCGAUCAAUCGGCGGGACCCCGCGCGAAUAAGUCACAGAGGGCCAAGGAAUUGGGGGCGAUGAGGAGUCGAGUCAGGAGGAAGCAGAGUCAGGUCUUGUUGGCGAGGAUCUUGCUCGUCAAGCAUCGGUUGAGGAGGUUGACGUAUUUGGGCAAACGGAGAGGAAACAAGGAGGUGGAUGAGUGGUUCGAAGAGUUGGGCAAGUUGACUCGCAAGAGGGAUGGCGGAGGCAUGGGGAUUUCAAUGCCGUCUGAUGCAGUCGCAGCAGACACGACGCAGACCCCUCUGAAUGAAGGCACAGCUACGGUAUGA
Messenger RNA from Microbotryum saponariae, 2253 nucleotides. NCBI's taxonomy places the organism in Eukaryota, Fungi, Basidiomycota, Microbotryomycetes, Microbotryales, Microbotryaceae. The record is from the annotation of a GenBank genome assembly.